AUGGUCAGAGAGGAACAGCAUGGCGCAGCAGAGACUAGAAUUGAAGAGAUUGGAGAGGAGCAGUAUAGCGAAGUAGAGACGCGAAAUGACCAGGGUAGUGAAGAUCUUAGAACAGACCAGGAGCCAAAUGAAGAAUCAACAGGAGAGCUGCCGCUCUACUUUUACGGGAAGAAUAGGUACAAAUGGGCAUCGGCGGAACCAUCCCGAACAAGUCAAAUACGCGCGCACAAUAUUGUAAAUACACCAUCUCAAGUAAUUACGAUUGAAUUUGAAUCUUUCACGGAAUUAUGGAAACUGAUGUUUAGUGAUCACAUGAUUGAAAUGAUGAUUAAAUGA
Messenger RNA from Parnassius apollo (apollo), 336 nucleotides. NCBI's taxonomy places the organism in Eukaryota, Metazoa, Arthropoda, Insecta, Lepidoptera, Papilionidae. The record is from the annotation of a GenBank genome assembly.